This is a messenger RNA of Bubalus bubalis (water buffalo), 4897 nucleotides long. It is a transcript of the gene PTPRC, whose product is annotated as protein tyrosine phosphatase receptor type C. Gene Ontology annotation, biological process: protein dephosphorylation; negative regulation of protein kinase activity; positive regulation of peptidyl-tyrosine phosphorylation. Bases 201 to 4070 code for a protein of 1289 amino acids. The transcript is spliced from 32 exons. Gene Ontology annotation, molecular function: protein tyrosine phosphatase activity; protein binding. NCBI's taxonomy places the organism in Eukaryota, Metazoa, Chordata, Mammalia, Artiodactyla, Bovidae. The record is from RefSeq and is a predicted model, not a curated record.
UUGAACAACUUUCUUGACUUCCUGCAAAGAGGACCCUUUGCAGCCCUUUUGGAGAAGUUAGUAAAACCGAAUCUGACAUCACUGCCUCGCAGCAAGUGGUUUGUUCUCAGGGCAGCAGGAGGAAAUCGCCCCUGUCUGAUAAGACACCAGUUCAAGAAAGGACGCAUGCUGUCUCUCGGGAGUUUGGCUGAUUUCCAGAUAUGACCAUGUAUCUGUGGCUUAAACUUCUGGCGUUCGGCUUUGCCUUCCUGGACAUCGCAGUGUUUGUUGCAGGAAACUCUACCCCACCUUCCACUCAAGAGCCCUCCACUUGGACUCCAGGUGGCCCCUCACCUGCUCGCACCACUGCAUCCUCACCCGCAAACAUCUCUAAAGGAGGAAAAGACUCCUCAGAGAUCUCGCCUCCUGCGAGUCCAGACAGUCUCACCACGAAAGCACCCCCGACCUCUUGGGGAAACCAUAGCACUGCUGUGACAGGUGCCCCAGGAGAAGGGACCACGACCACCUUGCCUGCAGACCCCACUGCCCCACCAGCCACCUCCCGCAGCCCUGCACUCAGCAGCCGUGCUGCCUCACCUCCACUCACCUCCAACUCGACCACCCAGGAUAACGCCUCACUCCCACUCACCUCCAACUCGACCACCCAAGAUAAAGCCUCACCUCCACUCACCUCCAACCCGACCACCCAGGAUAACACCUCAGAUGAGCAGACCACGACCCCCGCACUGACCACUGCAUCCAACGUUAGCCCUGCAACCGCUCCCUCAACCAUAGCUCCUACUAAUGCAUCUAAGCCAUCAUGUGGGGACAAAUACGGAAAUGUGUCUGUGAGGUACUCUUUCAACGAUAACAACACAUUUACUGCAACACUCGAUUAUACGGGAGAGGAAUGUGAACCUCUUAGAUGUGAAGAGCAGCACCCUGGCCUGUCUGCAUGUGAAACUAGGAUUAUCAGUAUGUCACACCCUUCGUGUGAGCCUCCAUUGGAAUAUCCCUUAGAGGUACCCCCAGAUCCUAAUAAGUUUCAGCUGAAAGACUGUGUGGAAGAUAAAGAAGCAAAUACUUCCCUUUGUUUACUUUGGGAAAAUGAAGAUUUUCCCUUUAAUGGACAAUUCAAGUGUAAUGAAAGUAAAAUUGAAUACAAAUUUAAAUGUGAUGACUAUUCUCCAAGUGAUAAUAAAGACACAUUUAAAGUGAGGAAGCAAAAAUUUGAAGUGAAGAAUCUUAAACCCAGAACUAAUUAUACCUGUAGUUCACAAGUACUCUAUAACCAACAGCUUCUUAUUAGCCAAAAUAAAACUAUUGAAACAGAUUUUGGAGAACCAGAAGCACCUCAGAAUUUUACUUGUUCUGCUGAAAGUGCAACUGAAGGAAAGUGUACCUGGACACCACCUCAAAGUUAUUUUGACAGACUCUCUCUUUGCUAUUGGAUUACUCCAGGUGGACCAAAUUGCACCCCUCAGGAUAAAACCCAGGACGGAAUAGAUUUGCACCAUUUGACACCUUUCACAAACUAUACGGUGGUGUUACAAGCCCGGGUCACAGGAAGAGUAAAUCGCAGUAGAAAUGCAACCCAUACAUUUCAGACAGAUCCAGCAAAUCCAAGCAAGGUCAAUGGUUUAAGUGCUUCACGGAGGACAGAAAAUACUAUAGCUGUGAGCUGUAAACCUCCUGACCAGCUUAAUGGCCCCAAAGGGCUGUACCAUUUGGAAGUAAGAACUGGAAAUAUCUUGGUUAAAGAAGAUUCAGGAUCAGAAUGCAGAUUCUUGGUAGAAGAUCUUCAAUAUUUAACAGAAUAUAAUUUUUUGGUCUAUUAUGACAAUACAAAAUUUGUUGGUCUUCCGGAGAGUGUUAGAGCAUCCACAUCUUAUAAUGCUAAAGCACUCAUCAUAUUUUUGGUAUUUCUGAUUAUUGUGACAUCAGUAGCCCUGCUCAUUGUUCUCUAUAAAAUCUAUGAUCUGCAUAAGAAAAGAUCCAGCAAUUUAGAUGAGCAGCAGGAACUCGUUGAAAGGGAUGAUGAGAAGCAGCUGAUGAACGUGGAGCCCAUCCAUGCAGAUGUUUUGCUGGAGACUUACAAGCGGAAGAUGGCUGACGAGGGGAGGCUCUUCCUGGCUGAAUUUCAGAGCAUUCCACGGGUAUUCAGCAAGUUUUCCAUCAAGGAUGCCCGAAAAUCCUUUAACCAGAACAAAAAUCGCUAUGUUGAUAUCCUUCCCUAUGACUACAACCGUGUUGAACUCUCUGACAUAAAUGGAGAUGCAGGAUCAAACUAUAUAAAUGCCAGCUAUAUUGAUGGUUUCAAAGAACCCAGGAAAUAUAUUGCAGCACAAGGUCCCAGGGAUGAGACUGUUGAUGAUUUCUGGAGGAUGAUCUGGGAGCAGAAAGCCACGGUUAUUGUCAUGGUCACUCGAUGUGAGGAAGGGAACAAGAACAAGUGUGCAGAGUACUGGCCAUCAAUGGACGAGGGCAGCCGGGUUUAUGGAGAUGUGGUUGUGGAGAUCAACGAGCACAAAAGAUGCCCAGAUUACAUCAUUCAGAAGCUGACUGUUGGAAACAGAAAAGAAAAGGCAAGUGGAAGAGCAGUGACUCACAUCCAGUUCACCAGCUGGCCGGACCACGGGGUCCCCGAAGACCCUCACCUGCUCCUCAAGCUGCGCAGGAGGGUAAACGCUUUCAGCAACUUCUUCAGCGGCCCCAUCGUGGUGCACUGCAGCGCUGGUGUUGGGCGCACAGGCACCUACAUCGGCAUCGAUGCCAUGCUGGAAGGCCUGGAGGCGGAGAACAAGGUGGACGUCUACGGCUACGUCGUCAAGCUCCGGCGGCAGAGGUGCCUGAUGGUGCAGGUCGAGGCACAGUACAUCUUGAUUCACCAGGCCUUGGUGGAGUACAAUCAGUUUGGGGAGACAGAAGUGAGCCUGUCUGAGUUACACCCAUACCUGUCUAACAUGAAGAAAAGAGACCCGCCCAGUGAUCCCUCCCCACUGGAGGCUGAGUUCCAGAGACUUCCUUCUUAUAGGAGCUGGAGGACACAGCAUAUUGGGAACCAAGAAGAAAAUAAGAGUAAAAACAGGAAUUCUAAAAUCAUUCCAUAUGACUUUAACAGAGUGGCACUGAAACAUGAGCUGGAAACGAGCAAGGAGAGUGAGCAAGAUUCAGAUGAGUCCUCUGAUGAGGACAGCGACCUGGAGGAGAUAAGCGGGUACAUCAAUGCCUCCUUUGUCAUGAGUUACUGGAAACCUGAAGUGAUGAUCGCGGCUCAGGGACCGCUGAAAGAGACCAUUGGUGACUUCUGGCAGAUGGUCUUCCAAAGAAAAGUCAGGGUGAUCGUUAUGCUGACAGAACUGAAGAGUGGAGACAAGGAAGCCUGUGCUCAGUACUGGGAGGAAGGAAAGCAAACCUACGGAGAUGUGGAAGUUCACAUGAAGGACACCAACAAAUCUUCAGCGUAUACCGUCCGUGCGUUUGAACUGAGACAUUCCAAGAGGAAAGAUCCCCGAACGGUGUACCAGUACCAAUUUAAUAACUGGAAUGGGGACGAGCUGCCCGCAGAACCCAAAGAACUGGUCUUGAUGAUCCAGAAUCUCAAACAAAAACUUCCCAAGAAGAAUUCUGCCGAAGGGAAUAAAUAUCACAGGAAUGUGCCUCUUCUCAUCCACUGCAGAGAUGGAUCUCAGCAAACAGGAAUAUUUUGCGCGUUGUUCAACCUCUUGGAAAGCGCUGACACAGAGGAAGUGAUAGACGUGUUUCAAGCUGUGAAGUCGCUCCGCAGAGCUCGGCCAGGAAUGGUCCCCACCUUCGAGCAAUACCAAUUUCUGUAUGACGUCAUUGCUGGCGCCUAUCCCGCCCAGAAUGGACAAGUAAAGAAAAGCAAGCAUCCAGAAGAUAAGGUUGAGAUUGAUAACGAGGUGGACAAAGCUAAGCCGGAUGCUAACUGCACAAGCCCCCCGGAGGCCCUGGAGAAGACUCCCGAAGGAGACAAAGAGGCUGGAGGUGCCAAACCCACGGAAGGUGCUGAGGGGCCGGAGCAUGCUGCCAAUGGUCCCGCGAGUCCCGUUUUAACUCAGAGUGCAUAGGAAAGACAGACGCGGGGCAGCUCCAAACCCCGGAUUCAAGGUUGUCUCUACUUUUCUAGAACUAGAGAGGCAAAAUAGAUACACAGUGGAUUCAUGAAGGGCGUGGACCGGGGUUUGCGGGAAACUUUUGUUUUACACCUGUAGAAAAAUAUUUAAGACAGUUUUGCUGGAGCAUUUUUGUACAGUCUUAUGCUUAUUUUAAGUUUUAUCCAUCUCUAUCAUCCAGCAAGAAGCAGCUUGUUUGUACUCUUUGUGUGUGUGUGUGUGUGAAAGAGAAAGAGGCAGAAACAGACAGAUAUGGGGGAGGAGUUAGAGGAUGCUUUCAAGUAAAUCUAAAUGUUCUGAGAAACUUUGCCAUUUUGGUUUUGAAGAAAAAUGACAGUAUUUUAUACUAGAAAUAUUAACUUUGCUCAAAGGCUCUAUUUUUUUAAAAUCAUAAAUUGUGUGUGUGCUGCCAGUAAGAAGGACAUGUACAUUUCUAGAAUGACCUCAAGAUGGCCUCCUUGUCCUGCUGAAAUACAUCUUAUGGUUUCCUAUUUUACUUCCAGAAAUAGACAUAAAAAUAGAAUGUGUGUACUGCGGGACAGUUAACUAAAUUAACAUUUGGAAAUCUUAUAUUCCAUAUGUUAGCAUUUAGUCCAAUAUUUCAGGCUUAUUUAAUCUAAUUUAAAAUUUCAAGAAAGCCUAUCUUGUUAUCUUCAUGUGGAGUUUAUAAUUUUGAAGCACAGAUUAUUCUCUGUAUAAUAUGUGAAAUUUAUUGCUUGAUACUUUUGACCCAAAAUGAUGUGUUUGCUACAAUUGAGCUUCAAUAAACAUCUUUAAAUAAA